AUGGAUAGCCAGUCGAGCGGCUCGAAUAGCAGCUCCGACUUCGUUCGGAAGCUCUACAAGAUGCUGGAAAACCCUCAGGAUGAGAGUGUAGUACGCUGGGGAAACGAGGGCGACUCCUUCGUCGUACUAGAGGCGCGUUGCGAGAAACAUUUCCGCCGUGGAGACAGCAGCUGACUGGAGCGCAGAACGAACGGUUUACGAAAAACAUCUUACCGAAACAUUUCAAGCACAGGUGGGGAACCCACGCGCCCAACUAUUUCACACUCCAGGUGCUAAUGAAUGUCUUUGCGCAGCAAUUUUGCCAGCUUUGUGCGCCAAUUGAACAAAUACGACUUUCACAAGGUGCGCCAUAAUAAUGAAGAGGGAGGCACUUCGCCCUACGGACCGGGCGCCUGGGAGUUUAAACAUCCAGACUUCAAGAUGAACAACAAGGAUGCAUUGGACAACAUUCGGCGAAAGGCGCCGGCGCCUCGAAAAGCGAACGCCAUCGGCGACGGUGACAUGCUCCCGACCCAGCAAAUAGACAUGAUCAACACCCAACUGGUCGCGACGCAGCAGCAGCUUCAGCAACUGCAGGAAAGGUACAACGAGCUCAGCAUGCACCACUCCAUGCUCGUGCAGGAGUUGAUCGGGGUGCAAAAGACGGUCGUCAAUCACGAACAUGUGAUGCAGUAUGUCAUGAAUUUCCUCAACUCCGUGGACGCACAGCGGCGGAGGGAGAGCCGCAUUGUGAACCCCAAUCCAUUCGCUGCCUCUUCGGGAAACAAUGGCGCCAAUGGUACGACAACACCGGGUUCCAACUCGAACUCCGUGCCCCCAGUGGAAGACGAUGUGCCAGCGUCGCCCUUGCAGCAUGCUUCGAAGCUUUUGAGCGAGGUGAACGCAGAUCACAUGCUCAACACGCGGAACCUGGAACAGAUGAACGAAGCGCAGAUGCGCAUGAACGCGGCCAUCACCACUCCCCCGCCCGAUCUCACUGCGGCGCGCAACGGGACAAGGUCCUCGAGCAGAGGCGCUCAGCCACACUCGACUGCCUCUUCCAGCUCUGUUGGUUAUGAUCUCGACACCCUCGUGUAUCCAAUCGGACAGACGCAAGGAAUCGACCCCAUGUACAGCGAACACAUCAACAACAUUCCUUAUCCCAUGCCUGCAAAAGGACCAGAUGGAAGCUUUGCCCCAGCACCUCCGCCAGAGGUACGCAAGAAGAGCGCCCAAGUAGACCCGGGGUGGGUUCGACAACCCCGGAUCCUGCUGGUGGAAGACGAUCAGACGUGCAGGCGCAUCGGCGGCAAAUUUUUAUACGCAUUUCACUGCUCCAUCGACAGUGCUGUAAGUGCAAACUCCCACGUGUGGUGGUGUGUGCAAAGCUAACGGAGAAACUCAAGCUCGAUGGACUAGAAGCCGUCCACAAACUCAAUUCCGGCGCCAAAUAUGACCUUGUGCUCAUGGACAUCAUUAUGCCCAAUCUCGACGGUGUCUCUGCCACGCAUCUCGUGCGACAGUUCGACAACACAACACCGAUUGUAGCAAUGACAUCGAACAUUCGAAGCGAUGACAUUUCGAUGUACUUCCAGCACGGUAAGCACGGAUCGUCGAGGCUGGUACAGGACAAAGCUAAUUCAUCUCAGGCAUGAACGAUGUCUUACCCAAACCAUUCACCAAGGAAGGUCUGCUGAGUAUGUUGGAGAAACAUCUUGGACAUCUCAAGAAAACCCCACCGGGACUCGAAGCCAUGCCGCCACCAUUGAACUCUGCAAAGCGGAGUCUGAAGAGUGAAGACUCGCCAGCCACAUCACCGGCCAGCAACUGGAACUCCCCUAACCAGCUCACCGGCGGGUCACCUGGGGGCAGCAAUCUCGGAGAGGAGCCGUAUAUGGCGCCCGCGUCUUACGUGCAACCUGGUCUGGCAGCGCCCCCACCACACAUGUAUGCAACCGCGCUGCCAGGACAGUUGGCUAUGCCUCCGCGGCCAGGACCCACUCCCCAAGGUGGACCUCAUCGACGAGACAUUUCACAAAUUUCAGGCGGAGCGGAUAUGGGAGGUGAUGCCAAACGGCCUCUGUACGCGCCUCCCGGAAUGAAUCAGAUGCCGCCGCAACCGAUGCCACAGCAGAUGCAGAGACCGCCGCGAUAA
This is a messenger RNA of Lecanosticta acicola, 2134 nucleotides long. The record is from the annotation of a GenBank genome assembly. NCBI's taxonomy places the organism in Eukaryota, Fungi, Ascomycota, Dothideomycetes, Mycosphaerellales, Mycosphaerellaceae.